Perca fluviatilis (European perch) is the source of this 1723-nucleotide messenger RNA. RefSeq names its product vacuole membrane protein 1-like. The record is from RefSeq and is a predicted model, not a curated record. The transcript is spliced from 11 exons. Bases 212 to 1297 code for a protein of 361 amino acids. NCBI's taxonomy places the organism in Eukaryota, Metazoa, Chordata, Actinopteri, Perciformes, Percidae.
CCUGCUCUCCCCUCCCCCGGCAACGCUGUAUCAGUACUCGAUCCCUGACUGGCCCCCUCCAUCACCACACCCUGCACUCAAGUUAUGAUGCAGUUCAUGGGUAGCGUACAUUUGCCCUACAUUGCCACUGGGGCUCCACCACAGGUUUUAUUUGAGCCCAGAGAUUAUUGGGAAUUAAACAGCUGUGAACGACUCCUUCCUGGUGAAUGAGAUGGCAGAGUGUGGGGCUGAAGGUGAACUACCUCAGAGGCGACUUGGUGUCAAGGAACAGCAAAACGGAGAGCUGACUGACUCAGAGCUGUCCGUGGAUGAGAGGAAACAGAGGGACAGUGAGGAGCGUGAGACUCUGGUAAUAUGGAAGAAACCUCAGCUCACACUCCACUACUUCACUCUGGAACUGCUCAUCACCCUUAAAGAGUGGCUAUGGAGGCUCUGGCAGCAAAGACAGACUGUGUUUGGCCUGCUGAUCCUGCUUAUCCUCCUCUCCAUUGCCUACUGUAUUGAAGGAACACACCAGAAGUAUGUGCGCUACAUGGAGAAGAAGACGCUGUGGUGUGCCUACUGGGUCGGCCUAGGCAUCCUCUCCUCGGUGGGUCUUGGUACCGGCCUGCACACCUUCCUUCUUUACCUGGGACCACACAUAGCAUCAGUGACCUUGGCCGCCUAUGAAUGUGGCUCUGUGGAUUUCCCCGAACCGCCUUAUCCAGACCAAAUAGUCUGUCCCCAGCAGAACGCACCAGACUCUGAUGCUGAGCAGGUGGGCGUGGAGGCUGCAACAGCGGUGGGUUCAGCUGCCAUCCAUGGAAGCAUCUCUCUCUGGACCAUCAUCUCCAAAGUCCGCCUGGAAGCUUGUAUGUGGGGUGCAGGUACAGCUAUAGGAGAGCUUCCUCCCUACUUCAUGGCACGGGCGGCGAGGCUGUCCGGGGCCGACCCCGACGACGAGAACUACCAGAAGUUUGAGGAGAUUCUGGACCAGACCCAGUCAGCCCAGGACUUUGCCACCCGAGCAAAAGUAGCAGUGCAGAAACUCAUCCAGAGGGUCGGAUUCUUUGGGAUUUUGGCGUGUGCUUCAAUUCCUAAUCCCUUGUUUGACCUGGCAGGAAUAACAUGUGGACAUUUUUUAGUCCCCUUCUGGACUUUUUUUGGUGCAACGCUCAUUGGGAAAGCCGUCAUUAAAAUGCACAUUCAGAAACUGUUUGUGAUCGUCACCUUCAGCAGGCACAUAGUGGAGCAGAUGGUCUCCCUCAUUGGGAGCACCCUCCCUCUGUGGGCCAUCCCCCCAGAUCUCAGCCAGUGAUGACACAGUUUGGGUACGACUCACUUCCUCAUUAAUUGGCUGAAACCAGUUCUUACAGGAACCGCCUGUGAUAAAUGUGAGAGUUCUGAGAAGUCAUUCAUUUCUCCUCACUGCAGCGGCAGAGGAGGCACUGCAGGGGAGUUGAACGAGUUCACCGAUGUGUGUGAGAGAGGGAGAGGAAGCCGAGUGUGUGUGUGUGUGUGUGUGUGUGAGGAGAACAGCCGAGCAGAGCAGAGCGGGAGAAUGUGGGUGACUACUGCUGCUGCGGCUGCUGUAUGAGGACCAGCCAACUUUAUUUAUGCCUAUUUUGAUCGUCUUUUGACUUUUUUAGUUUUUCAGCACCACUAUUUUCUAAAGCUGUGGUACAGUCUGUACUUUUUUUCCGUGUGUUUGUUUAUGUGUGUAUCUGUGGGGAUGAGCAGUGAA